This is a messenger RNA of Coprinopsis cinerea okayama7#130, 933 nucleotides long. RefSeq lists its product as hypothetical. The transcript has a single exon. The record is from RefSeq and is a predicted model, not a curated record. NCBI's taxonomy places the organism in Eukaryota, Fungi, Basidiomycota, Agaricomycetes, Agaricales, Psathyrellaceae. Bases 1 to 933 code for a protein of 310 amino acids.
AUGCCUCGAACUUCCACCAAGCCACCUCCACCUCCACCAACUGUCCAGACUAGGAGCCAAACACGCAAGCAGCAGCAACUUCAGGUCGGACACAACGCUGUCGUCUCCCCUUCUGCCACUGGGAAAGGCACCCAUGUCCGAUGGAAAUAUACUGCGAGUGGCCGCACGCCGUCGCCUGUUCCAUCCGAGGUCACUCCCCCACGCAAGCAGCGUCCUGUCAAGCUCUCGUCGCGUUCGUCAACAGGCUCGCUCGACGAUUCCCUCUUUGAGGGGCCCCUCACGCCGCUAUCCUCCUCUUCAUUCUCCUCUGUCGAGUACCGACGCUCCGAAUCCCCGGUCGAGGAUGUCCCAAUCACUCCCGAGACGAGCCCAGAGAAGAAGCCCUUCCCACCCGUCGCUUUGUACACCCCACCAUCGACCCCACCUCGUUCCAAAACCAAACCUCUUGUGCGGAGUCCCCUUCAGAGGUGGACAAUCGAAGGGACAUCCCGACGGCUCGUGUUCAUCCCAGACGACGAGUACCUGUCAGAAGAAGCUAUCGUUAGACGGUUGGCCGAAGAUAAGCAAGCCCAGCAAGAGAUCUUCGAACGAGAGCUUCAGCGUUUGAUGCAGCACAAGAAGCGGGUUGACAACGCGUUGAAGUGGGCAGAACAGUCAGCAGAGGAGGCGGAGAGCGGAGAGGGAUACACAACGGAUGGUUCAGAGGAGAGUUCUGCUGUUACUGAGUCGAUCUCGGGCAGCAGUAAGCCAAGUUCGCGGAGAGGAGGAGCAGGUGGUCUCGUUCGAGGAGAUACAGAGAUCAUUGAAAGCCAGCCGACUAUCCGGGAACUUAGUCCACUGACCCAGUAUCCCAGCGAAUGGCUUGUAGAGCAGAGCAAUCCACUUCGACGCCGACCAACCGAUUUGAUCAGUGAAACCUCAGGAAGUCCCUGA